AUGUCGAAAUCAUACCAUUAUCAGGUUUAGUAUAUUGCUAAAGAUCAAUAGGAAUAAAAAAGAGAUACAUAACAAUAUCGAAAAUAACACAAUAAUAAUUAUGAUGGAUAUUAAAGAAACAAAAAAUAUUACAACAAUCGAUAGCAUUAUUAAAAUGAUAAUAAGAGAGUGGAAUAUGAAUAGAAAUAUUAAAUAUGUUAGCCUCAAAAUAAUGUUUAUGAUGCAAAAUUAUUACUUUCAGCUUAUCGAGAAUAUUUAUAACCUCCUGAAGCCAUAGUCCAGCUGAUCAAAAAAAUACCAUAAUUAUUUGCAACCAAACCAUUCAAGCCUAUUCCUUAGAAUUCGCAUUGCAAUCAUAGUGAUGAAGAAGAACCUCAAUGGAUGCAAGACACAUAAUUCAAUGCCCCCUUUUAAUUAAACGAUAUAGAAAAUGAAAUGCAAUUAAAAAGAGAACAAUAUUAGAAGGAUCAUGGCACAUUUGAAAAAAAAUAGGAAGAGAAGAGAUAAAAAAUAGAAGAAUCUUAAAUAAAACAAGAAGCUAUGGAUAUUAUUGAAAUAGAAAAAUAGAAGUACAGAGAAAAAAGAGAAUAAGAAUUAAAAUAAUCAGAAGCUGCUAUCGAAACUAAAUUAAAACUUAUUGAGCUCUUCUCUUCAAAUAACGAACCAUCAUUAAAUCCUGUCCAGAUCAAUCAUUAAAUAUUAACAGUAGAGGAAAUAGAAAAGAGGCAAUUAUCCAAUUAAACUCAAACUACUAACCACAAACAAGAGGAGGUUUUGUAAGUUAAAGAAACAUGUAUUAGUGAUGAUGAAUUAAAUCAACUUUUGGGUCUUAACAACAAUAAUGAAAAUUCACAUUUUAAAACUGUGGAUUAGCUGCCUACUGUUCUUUUUAAGAGCGAAUAAAUUAAAACUUCACCAUUUUCUAUUCAAGCUCAAUUACACAACAAGGACAUUAAUGAACCAUUGUGGUUUUAUAUUGAUAAAUCAAACAAAACUUAAGGUGGGUUUCCAACCAAAAAUAUGGAAUAUUGGUAUUCAUAAAAUUAUUUUAAACCCAAUCUCAUGAUUUCAUGGGCUUCUCCUGGAAAAUGGAUAUACUUGGAAUAAUUCUAAGCCAAUUUAAAUUUGAUUUUAUAAGGAACUUUGGAUAAGUUAAAAGCCAUGGAUCCUUCAGUAGUUGAUUAACCCAAAGCUUACAAGCCUGUAUAAUCUAAUCAAUCAUCGUCUUGGAAUAAUCAAUAGCACUACGUUUAAAAUAACAACAACAGCAGAUAUUAAUAUAACAAUUAUAAUAAUUAAUAUGGAUAAUAAAGAAAUAGAAACCCCUAAAACAGAACUGCCUUUUAGAUCGGAUAAAAGGAUUCAUAACAAAUUCAUUAUAAUUAAUAUUAUUAUUCAAAUGGAAAUUAAAUUGAAUAAUCAGGUGAAGGAUAUAUUCUUGAUCCAAAGAGUUUUCCAACACCUGAUGAAAAAUGA
Paramecium tetraurelia is the source of this 1476-nucleotide messenger RNA. RefSeq lists its product as uncharacterized. The transcript is spliced from 4 exons. Gene Ontology annotation, molecular function: protein binding. The record is from RefSeq and is a predicted model, not a curated record. NCBI's taxonomy places the organism in Eukaryota, Ciliophora, Oligohymenophorea, Peniculida, Parameciidae.